Impatiens glandulifera is the source of this 2362-nucleotide messenger RNA. Its product is annotated as SWR1 complex subunit 6. Gene Ontology annotation, molecular function: nucleosome binding. The record is from RefSeq and is a predicted model, not a curated record. NCBI's taxonomy places the organism in Eukaryota, Viridiplantae, Streptophyta, Magnoliopsida, Ericales, Balsaminaceae. Gene Ontology annotation, biological process: chromatin remodeling. The transcript is spliced from 5 exons. Bases 189 to 704 code for a protein of 171 amino acids. Gene Ontology annotation, cellular component: Swr1 complex.
ACUUCAGUCCAAGUAUUUCUCCCGCAGAAUCCCGCCGGAGCCAGCGUCGAACGAAGCCAAGCCGUGCGGUCUAGUUUUUUUUUUUUUUGUUUCUCGUUGCAGGCAUUCUUAGUCGCCUACGCCGCUAAUUAUCGAUCGAUUGAUUACUGAAAUACCUCAUCAUCCUUUUCUGAAUCUUCACGUUGGAAAUGGAUGACGAUAUCUCUAAUUCGAUACGCCGUUCAUCGACCCGAACUCGUAAGGUCGCCACCAAAAUGGUCGCAGCGCUUACAAACAGUGAUAAUCGAACGCAGGCGGCCCUGGCUCGUCUUGAAGCACUAGAGAGCGACAACGCAGGAAGAGAAGUUGUCGAAGUUGUCGAUGAUGACGAGGCUUCUCUUGAUGACGAUGAACAAUCAUACGCAAAGCAUUCAAAAGGAACAAAACGUAAAACACGUCAAGCAAAAGCACUCGAGAAUGCUAAGAAGGCCCCUAGAUCGUUCCUGGAACUUCUGCACGAGGCAAACCUUGAAGCUUUACCUCCCAAUGUUCCAUCCUAUUUGAGAGCAGCAGUAGGACCACCUAACUCCACCUCUCGUCGCCAUUUUUGCACUGUAUGUGGGUUCUCUGCAAACUAUACUUGUGUAAGAUGUGCGGUGCGCUUCUGCUCAAUUCGGUGCCAGAAUAUCCAUAAUGAUACUCGCUGCCAGAAAUUUGUUGCUUAGUGGUAAUACUUACUAGGCUGAAUCUUGACUCAGAGAUCUUAUUAGCAACGAGGCAGAUCUGUUGGAGGAGGCUCAACAGUCUGUAGCUUGCCGACUCCAUUUUCUACAAUGAAUGCCAUGGCCAAGCCCCAAGGAAGAUGAGUGUCUAUAUGACAGUGCAUCAACCACACCCCUGUUUUGACAAGUCAAAAUUCUUAGAAUCGAUUAAAGAGAAUACUCAAGCUCUAUGAUAUAUAGAUAUAGGCAUUUUGCUACCUGGGUUAUCUGCUACGAAUCGGAUCACUGCCCACCCACCAACGGGAACGUCGAUUGUGUUCCUAAGAGGUGGAUCAUCAAGGUUAAACUUCGUUGCAUCCCUUUGUGGAUUGAAGUUUCCAAAACCUUGCCCAACAACAUAGAAAUCGUAACCAUGAAGAUGUAUGGGAUGAUCCUCAGUUGAGAAGAUGGAUGUGUCUUGCAGAACAAUUUGCACACUGGAACCAAACUUCAUCUUAUGGAGUUUAGUUCCGAAAAUAGGCUGCCACAAGGCCCGACUCACAUUACCUGUGUAAUUGAAUUGGGUGAGUGGAACUGGAGGAAAAUCUGUUGUGUAUACUCCUUGAAUGUUCUGAUAGUAUGCCUGUAACAGUGAAAUUGUAUUUGGUAAGACAAAGGACACGUUGUUCAUGCUGGCUGCAAAUCGCGUGUUGUUUGGGCCUUGGCACCUGGGACCAGGAUUACAGUUGACAAAACCGAACCCAACUGUGAAGAAUAGGUCUUCAUCUAUUUCUUGUGGGACCUUAGCUGUGGAUGGACUUCUGAAUUGUGCCUGGAAUGCAGUCACAGUGGCUGUGUCAUUAUAGGCUGGGAGGCGGGGCAGGAGUGGCCUUGAAUUUGAUGCAGUCCCUUUUCCAGAUGAUUUGUAUUCAAGGAUAGCAGUGGUGGUGGUGUUGUCAAAUGGUGCAUUUUGUGCAGUUGCAUAUGCUCUGGCUGCCAUGUAGUAUUGGCCUGGGGCCUGAUUAGCAGUUAGAAGAACGUUGGUUGUCUGGCCUGGACCCAGCAUUAUGAUGUUAGUCGUGAAGGGCUUUGUAUAGGAGGCAUCAGCUUCAACAACUGUCAGCAUGUGGUUAGCUACAGAAAAGAAGAGCUGUUGAUUGAGUGCAGCAUUGAUGACUCUCAGCAUAAUUUUCUCGCCAGAGUUCACUGGAAAUCUCUCAGUGCCUGCAUCAUUUUCAGCAAUUUGUUGCUAUACAAUCUAUUGGAUGGAUGAAGAUAAAGGUAUUAUUAUACAGAAUGCCCUUUGUCCACUUUAAUUAUCUGUCCUUCUUAGCUGUUAAGCCUAUUAUUAGUGAUAUUUUCUGUCCUCUUAACUGAUUUUCUUUUUUAAGUUUUCCUGGUAUGUAUUAGCUAAUGAUAUGUUUAUUGACAAAUUGCAAACCUUGACUGGAGCAUGGGUACAAGUCACCGGGUUGACCGUUAAUGGUGUAUGCAUCAGACACAUUAGGUGCUGCCCCUGAGAAAAGUGCUUGAUUCAACACACUUAUAGGAUCCCUGUUCCACCAUUCACCUGUUUCAUCACCAAACUUUCAUAAAUUGUUACUAAUACUCUAUCUAAAGAUCUUGAAUGAUACAGUUCAUUUGAUGUAGUUUAUUUUUGGAAAUAAUCCAAUUUCCUUUGG